Messenger RNA from Trifolium pratense (red clover), 1263 nucleotides. RefSeq lists its product as uncharacterized. The record is from RefSeq and is a predicted model, not a curated record. NCBI's taxonomy places the organism in Eukaryota, Viridiplantae, Streptophyta, Magnoliopsida, Fabales, Fabaceae. The transcript is spliced from 6 exons. Bases 145 to 1065 code for a protein of 306 amino acids.
UUUAGUUACAAAUGAAUCUAUCUAAUCUAGCUAGGUAUCUGGGAAGUGGAAAAUCAACACCACACUUUAUUCACUCACUUUACUCACUUAAUAGUAUUCCAUUUUUAUUCUGAUUUUCAUUUCAGUGAAUACAAAAUUACACAAAUGAAGCUUGAUCCAACAAUUUUCUCAUUAUCAUUCAUUCUUCCAUUCAUCAUUAUCAUAUUCAUAUUCAUAAUUCUUUUCUCUCCCAUAAACCCAAAACCCGGUUUCAACCGUAACCCGGAAACUCACGACCCGACAAUUCCCUCUCCGUCUGAUUCUCAACUUCAUCAUCAUCAUCAUCAUCAACCCAGCGAAGAUGAUCCAACUCCAAUUCUCGUUUCCGAUACGCCACCCCAAUUUCCGGAUGAAGAUGACCCGAACCCGACAAUGGAGUCGGGUCAGGCUGAAUUGAAGAAGAAAAAUACGAGGAAAACCAAGAAGAAUAAGAUGAUGACGAUGACGACGAAUUCUGAGGAUGAAAUUGAUGAUGACAAGAGUGUGGAGAUGAAUAGAGAAAUUUUGGGUUUGGAUACCCGACCCGAAUCCGUUCGUUUGGACCCGUUUACUUCUUCAAGUAGUGCUAUGCAGAAGAAGAUGAAACCGCAGUAUGAUGAAUCCAAAAAAUUGUCACUUUCACAGGUUGUUCAGUUUGCAAAUAGUUUGGUUGAUGCUAGGAGUGAGCUACAACACAAGGCUGAUGCGACACAACGCAAGUUUGUGAUAACAAAUGCUUUACUAUGCAAGGCAGACAGAUCUUCUUUCGACCGACUUCGACAACAGAUAUACAAGCUUGAAUUAGAGCAAAAACAAUUAGAAGAGGAUGCUUUUGUUUAUAAUUGGCUUCAACAACAGCUUAAACUCUCACCAGCAUACAACAAGAUGCUUGAACUUGGAGUUUCCAUGGAAAAGGAAAAAUCAUGUAAGAUGGGAGAGUUAAGAGAUGAUGAAGUUUGUGACAUUUCUUUUGAAGAAUUAUUAGCACAAGAAAAGAAGGAUACAUUUUGGCAAAGAAAUGGGAAAUCAAGACUAUGCUCAAGCUAAAUGACAUUUGCUAGUUUAGAUAACUUAAACUAGAGUUAGUUUAUAUUGUAAAUCCAAAUGCAAUUUAUCUAUUUUGUAUUUCUCACAGCAUGCCCUUCUUGAUUCUUUUCCAGUCCUAUUUUUGUUGGUUAUAUGGAAUAUAGAUAUACAUAUUUUGAGUUUCUUUUAGAAAUUUUGAAUGGAAGAGACAUUUAGUGA